Messenger RNA from Aspergillus puulaauensis, 1710 nucleotides. RefSeq lists its product as uncharacterized. Lineage: Eukaryota; Fungi; Ascomycota; Eurotiomycetes; Eurotiales; Aspergillaceae. The transcript has 3 exons. The record is from RefSeq and is a predicted model, not a curated record. Bases 1 to 1710 code for a protein of 569 amino acids.
AUGGUCCGCCCAACUGCGAUAUCUGCACUGGCCCUCCUUUGCCUGACAGCCUCAGCCACAGAGAGCGCGCCCGUUGCCCAAACGCUGAACGGGACAUACUCUGGCGUGCACUCUGCCGAAUUCAACCAGGAUCUCUUCCUCGGCAUUCCAUAUCUCCAGGCACCCAUUGGCGAUAGACGAUUUCACCCUGCGGACGCCCUGAGCAGCUCGUGGAAUGGGACCAGGCCGGCAACAUCCUAUGCCCAUUCAUGCGUUGGCUAUGGGACAUCCAUUCCCCUGGCAGAGAUGUCAGAGGACUGUCUCUACCUCAACGUGAUCCGUCCCCGCCUGGCCGGCAACAUAUCCAACGCCCAGCGGCUGCCAGUCGCUGUCUUCAUCCACGGCGGAGACUUUUCCGGCGGCAGUGCCAGUCAAGAACAAUACAACCUCUCAUUCAUCGUUGAGAAAUCAGUCCAGCUCGGCCAGCCCAUGCUAGCUGUUAGUUUCAACUACCGCCUCAGUGCCUGGGGCUUCCUCUUCAGCAACCAGCUGCGCGACACGGGAGCAACGAACAUCGGCCUCCGCGACCAGCGAUUCGCUCUCGCCUGGAUCCAGGAAAACAUCGCAGGCUUCGGAGGCGACCCAGCCAGAGUCACUCUCUGGGGCCAGGGCGCUGGUGCAACGGGUGUCGGCUUCCACAUCACCGCCUACGCCGGACGCAAUGACAGUCUGUUCCGCGCGGCGAUCAUGCAGAGCGGAAACCCGGUUCCAGAAAAGGGGCUGAAUGGGACGCAGUUCUACCAGCCUUUGUAUGAUGAGAUUGCGCGGCGGGUUACGCCUGAUGCAGAAUAUGCGUCGGGGAAUGGCAUGGCGGAUGGGGAUACCUGCUGGGAUGCGGUGGAUCGGAUGGCCUGUCUGCGCAACGUGGACUUUACACAGAUGAACGAUGCAAUCAAUGCUACGAGUGCGCAGUCAUGGUUCCCGGUCAUCGAUGGUGAUAUUGUUCCUGAGCAGCCCAGUCGGUCGCUGUACACCGGGAAGAAAUAUGUCAAGGUGCCCAUUCUUAUCGGUGCUAAUACGGAUGAGGGUUCACACUACAUGCCUACGCACGAUAUACGCACCGAGGCCGAGUUUAUAGACCUCAUCGCAAACCCUCAGUUCCACGGAGUUGCUCCUGGUAUCGCACUGCCGCGCAUCUUGGUCAACCAACUGGCGGCGGCCUAUUCGAAUGUGUCUUCUUCGCCAUACGAGAGGGCAUUGGCGUAUCAAGGAGACGCCGCCAUCCACGCGAAUCGCCGACAGGCCUGUUCCACCUGGACCCGCGCCAACAUCAGCGCAUACUGCUAUCGAUUCGACGUCCCGCUUUACGACCAAGCUUCUGCACGGCAUGGGAACGAAGUCCCCUUCGUCUUUGCCAACACGGGAGGUCGCGGACGCGGACUCGGAUACGACGCUGAUCCUGUUUCCAGUGACGACCUCGCAGCUCUUGCGAGCGAUAUCAGCAGCAGCUGGGUGAGCUUCGUUGCCACGCUUGACCCUAAUUCGUGGAGACGCCAGGCAAACUCGACGCCGGCGACCCCGACGUGGCCAAGUUACGCGGCGGACAAGGCUUACGAGAUGGUGUUUCAAGCGAACGGGACGAGCCACGUUGAGCGGGAUGUCUGGCGAGCCACUCAAAUUCGGUUGAUUAAUGGAGAGCCGUCUGGGAUUGCAGUGGCAUACCAGAGGUAG